GAGCCAGGAACCAGCUUAGUGUACCAACUCCACACGAUCAAGGCGAAGGUCGUUUGAUAUGCUGGGAUCAGAUCAGCCAGGUCUGAUGCAGAAUUAUGACAGAACGUUACAAACAUGAUAAUCAGGAAACAGGAGUGUUCAAAACAAACAUGUCUGGCGUUCCAACCGAUCAUGUGUCCAAGGUAUCACAGUUUGCUCAGUCACAACACAACCAAAGGCGUUUCCUGCACACCACUUCUGGACACCAACGUUCCACUACUUCUGGACACCAGCCUCCAGCAACCUCUGGACACCAGACUGCAGUAGCCUCUGAAUGUCAUCCCAGCACAACCUCAAGUGAGUACAGGUUAUACAGGGCUGACGUCCCUGAUGCAAGUGGUGUAGUUCUAUCCAACUCACCUAUGACACAGGUCAUAGAUGCUGCAGGCAGCAGUGGAAGAAGAAUCCUAGAAAUGGAAGACCUAUUUCACUCCCAAGAUGUCUCAGCAUCCCAUUUGAUUCCUUCCUCCAAUCAUGUGGUUCAUCCUUGUACAACAGUGACUUCUGAUACAUAUUCGCCUAAGAUCAGGACUAGCCACAGCCCUCAGAAGCUCCAUACCUCCACCAUUAUGAGUGUGCCUACGUACCCUCCAUCUCAAACUAAUCAUCACAAGGCAUUCCAAGAAGAAAGGGAGUCUACGUGUAAUUCACUUUUCAUUCCUUUUGGACGAGUGCCUGGUGAUACCACAAUGACCAAAUCCUUUGACCAUUUUUCUGGUCAACUGCCUUAUGACAACGCACAAGGAUCAGAAAUGGAUACAAUUCACCAAGCACAAUCUGGCGACACCACUAUAUCAACACCAGAUCAGUUGGGACAAAGGUUUGUGAUGCCGCCCUAUUCUCGGUCUAACCCCAGGGCAUCCAGGCUACAUCAAACAUCUGUGACAGUUUCUCCUUCCCGCAAGCUGUUUGGGGAACCCAGUGAGGUGCCUUCACCAGGUGAGGUUAUUCCCAGCAGUGAUGGUUCUUGUCGGUCACUUGCCCAGGGAUCAGCUGAUACUUUGGCAUCUGCAGGACCCAAUAGCCAGACACACAGCAGUAAAUCCAUGGAUUUUGAGGUGAUAGACUUACGGAAUUUGCAUGAGGGUGAUUUGAAUACAGUUAUGAGGAGCAUGCCAGAUUUGGAGAACAGUGCCAUCACAGGAAGUUGUGGUUCAUCGCCAGCAUCUUCAUCCACUCCGUCGCCGUUGUCACAACCACUUUGUUUUGACUCUCAGAUGGACAUCAGAAAUACAGAGGGGGAAGUCAGCCACAAGAUCAGCAAACAGUCAAGUAUAUUCAGGACCAAGUACUUUCCAGUUGGAACGACAUUAAAACAAACUAACAAAUGUUUACACAAGGUUUUACCAAAAUUAAAACCUAAGGCGCCAAGUUCCACAGUGUCUUCUUCAGAUGGUAGUGAAGCAUGUGUCAGUCCACAUGCUGGUGGUGAAGUGUUGGAUUGUGUUGAUAGUGCAGAUGGAGCAUGCAUGAAGAAGGAGUUGUUCUGUCAGGUGUGUGGGGAUGUAGCUGCCGGCUUCUACUGUGGGGCUUACAUCUGUGAGGCUUGUAAGAAAUUCUUUGUGCGAGCAUCACGCCAAGAGAAGGUGAAGUUUGUGUGUCACAAAUCAGAAGAUUGUGUAAUCACAAGAGAAACGCGUGUUCGUUGCCAGCAUUGCCGCUACCAAAAGUGCCUUUCUCUCGACAUGUACAGCCCAGGGGACAGCCAUGUGAAGGACGUUGUGGCUCGUAUAUCUAACAUUCCUUGCCGUGUCUGUGGUGGAUCGUCAUCUGGCUUUCAUUUCGGCGCCCUCACUUGUGAGGGUUGUAAGGGCUUCUUUCGGCGAAUGGCUAAAGAGCGUGAAUGGCACUCAUACAAAUGUUCCAAGGAUGACAAGUGUGAGAUAAGCAUGCUGACGCGCAAUGUGUGCAAGGCCUGUCGCUACCGAAAGUGUCUGGAGGCUGGCAUGUCAGUGGAAGCCAGUCGAAUUGGUCGUCAACCCAAUGCAAUAAAACAUGCAAUCUCUAUAGAAGCUCGGAAACAAGGGAAGCGAACCGUUAAUGGGGAAGCAGUGGAUAAAGAUCAGUCACCGUCACCCGUCACCCUGGAUAUUUCUGCACUUGCCAGGGCACACAGCAAGGUCAUUCCACCACCAAUUAAGAAGGAACUUGAUAUGGAAGUCAUUGACAACACCAUCAAACUAGUGAAGGCAGCGUGGCAUGAACUUAGUGCACUCAACAUGCCCAAUAAAAUCUGCUUCGAAAGCUACUACUUGAACUGCAGUGACUUGCAAAACACAUGGAAGACGAUUAUGGUACAUUUUGAGUUCAAUGCCAAGUGUGUUAUCAAAUUCUCCAAGAAGCUGCCGAACUUUCAGUCUCUACUUCUCGAAGAUCAAGUGUCACUCAUCCAGAUGGCAACAUAUUCUCUCUGCAUCCUCAACCACUGUCAGUUCUAUAACCUCGAAAAAAGACAGUAUCGCUUCUUUGACUUCAACUCAAAGGAGGAAGAAGCCAUUCUGAGAUACUUCCCUCAGUUUCAGAUCAUUACUAAACACUUCCAUCACUUUGGCAUGAUGGUGAAAACAAAGAACUUCGACGACACAGAGCUUGCCUUCCUCUCAAGUCUUGUGUUGAUGAAAAGUGAUAAUCUGACCAUGAAAGAGAGAGAUCGAGUGGAUGCAAUAAGUUCCGAGCUGUUGGAUUCCCUGCAUGUGUACAUUAAGAGACACCACAGCGACCAUGAAGGGAGGAUGGGGUACCUCCUCCUGCGUAUCAGUGAGCUUGCAAUGGCCACGCUGCAGCACAACCAGUGUGUCAGCGUGAUCGCACAGGCUCACCCGGAGCUGCAGAACCAGCUGUGGGAUGAGAUGUACCUCAAGUAGGAUCUGGGAUAUCGGGGGAUGCUAAAGCCAGUGUCUGGGCAACAGGGAGUGUCUGCUACGUGGCCCUGGACCCUGGAUUCAUGGAUAGUGUGUGGCAACUGCAGGCGACAGAUUCAGCUCACUGUUAAUCAGUGCAGUGUGAUUUGGGGACAGUGAAUAGCUUUUCUUGGAACCUCUUACAUGGUUACAUUCUUACAAAAGGGAUGGUGAUAAUCUGAUAUCCUUUAGGCUUGUACAAAGUCCCAUCAGUAGAUUUCAGACUUUGUUAUGUGUUCUGGUUGCCUUAGAGCAGAUGUUUCUUCUGAUCGAUCUAAAUGAAGCUACCUCAAGUACAGCCAACCAUCAUUUGCUUGAACACCCUGUUAGUGAUAUAAGUUCAAGGGACAUUUUAUAAUGCAUUUUGGAUCUCUAAGGGUACCCCAUCACUUAUUUUCCCAGAAUUUAACUGUACCCUCCAUCUCUGCUGGGGCGGUGGGGUAGCCUAGUGGUUAAAGCAUUCGCUCAUCAUGCCGAAGACCCGGCUUUGAUUCCCCACAUGGGUACAAUGUGUGAAGCCCAUUUCUGGUGUCCCCCGCCAUCCUAUUGCUGGAAUAUUGCUAAAAGCGGCGUAAAACCAAACUCACUCACUCACUCACUCACUCACUCACUCAUUCCCUGCUGUACUCACCCUUUCAGUACUCCACAAGUCACCCCUACGGCCCCUGCCCUCCACACCCUCCCACCACAGCCAGCCUCCACCUGAACGUUAUCAGAGAGUGACACAAUUUCUGUGAUGUGGAAACUCUGAUGUUUGUUAUUGUAAUAUAAAGUUUAUCUGUAAUAUAAUUACACUUGAUAUUCUUACUGAGUAUGUGCCUUUUUGGUGUUGUUGUGAAUAGUAGCAUCUAUUUUUGUUAGACAGUAUACAUGUCAUGUUAUACGUGUUGAGAGGCCGGGUAUGCUGGUCAGUGAUUGUGCUUCAGAGAGCCAACUGAUUGAAAUGUACAGGUAAACAAUUGUUGUCGAGGAGUAUUUGACAUUUGCUCAACGUCUUUCUGAUGUCUGUUGUCUCGCAACUGCCACAAAUCUGCUAAUGUAUAUACUUGUUGUAUGACUCCAUAUAGAAAAAAACAGCGUUGUUAACAAUCUUAAUAUAUAUAUAUAUAUAUAUAUCAAAGUUAUCUCAUAGUUUUUAGCUUGAAAAGCAAGAUACUUUAUUAGGAGUAAUUUAUGUAUCCCCUCAAAUGCACAACGAUCCAAUGAAACAAUCAAGUCAUUACGGUGAUAGAAUGGUAUGGAAUACCUUCAUAUGUAUAGUUAGAAGUGUUCAUGUUCAAUAUUUCUAUUACUAUAAAUGUAGCACAGACCAUUAACGUCACUUAGCAACCUUAGUAAAGAGAAGGUCCAAGGUCACAGUUCAGUAGUGAUGAUCCGCUCACCUCGUCUAGUUCUGUUACUAUGGUAACCAGUGAUAAUAUGACGUUCAGCACAAUAUGACGCUUACAUCACAUGCACCAGACACACUACUACGGUCACUCAUAAA
Messenger RNA from Haliotis rubra (blacklip abalone), 4425 nucleotides. RefSeq names its product nuclear receptor subfamily 2 group C member 1-like. Gene Ontology annotation, molecular function: nuclear receptor activity; zinc ion binding; RNA polymerase II cis-regulatory region sequence-specific DNA binding. Gene Ontology annotation, biological process: positive regulation of transcription by RNA polymerase II; hormone-mediated signaling pathway; negative regulation of transcription by RNA polymerase II. Bases 96 to 2903 code for a protein of 935 amino acids. The transcript has 10 exons. NCBI's taxonomy places the organism in Eukaryota, Metazoa, Mollusca, Gastropoda, Lepetellida, Haliotidae. The record is from RefSeq and is a predicted model, not a curated record.